Molecule: messenger RNA, 3891 nt
Organism: Boleophthalmus pectinirostris (great blue-spotted mudskipper)
Lineage: Eukaryota; Metazoa; Chordata; Actinopteri; Gobiiformes; Gobiidae
Gene: acot20
Product: acyl-CoA thioesterase 20
Exons: 4
Coding region: 246-1505 (419 amino acids)
Biological process (GO): acyl-CoA metabolic process; fatty acid metabolic process
Molecular function (GO): fatty acyl-CoA hydrolase activity
Source: RefSeq, a predicted model, not a curated record
UAUCCGGAAGAAGUGACAAAACGCAAGCCUGUUCUUUUAAAGAUGGGUAAUAUUUAACAUUUUCUGCAGCUGUGUUAGUUUAAGCCUCCUGAUAGGGGCGCUGUAUUAAAUUAAACUAAUUCUAGAUCCAUGGUGCGCGGGGCACGUCUCACACAGUCUCUCGGGGAUCGUCUCUUAGUGCGUCAAGACUCCAAAGAGCAAGACCACAAUAAUUAUCACUUUCAAGACUCCAAACUCCAGUCCCAAUGGCGUCCUCCCAGGUCCGCUUGAGAAUUCUCCCCUCCGCCCGCUGUCUGUUCGACAAAACGGUGCAGAUCAGAGUGGAGGGCCUUUCUCCGCACAAACCUCUCAUGCUCCGCUCCAAAGUGGUAGAUGACAGGGGCAUUGUUUUCAAAGCCACUGCCCAGUACAGAGCAGACAAGCUGGGGUGUGUGGACGUGUCUCAGGCUGCUUCUCUGGGUGGUAGUUACACCGGAGUGGAGCCGAUGGGACUGUUCUGGUCCAUGUUACCGGAGACUCCUCAUAGUAAACUAGUGAUGAAGACGGCGCUGAAUCCGAUGCAGGUGGAGAUUUCCGCUCUGGAUGAGGGAAAUGGCGGAGAGGUGCUGGCGUCGGAGAUCAACUACAGGGAGUUUAUGGCGGAGGGGGUGAAGAGGAUCCCAUUGACGGAGGGCAGGUUGAGAGGAACGCUGUUUGUGCCACCAGGACCAGGCCCAUUUCCAGCGAUCGUGGACUUGUACACGCUGGGAGGACGCCUGUCUGAACCCAGAGCCAGUCUUUUGGCCAGUAAAGGCUUUGUUACAAUGGCUCUGGCCUAUCAGGACUACCAGGAUUUACCCAAAAAUCCGAAAUACGUCGAGCUGGAGUACUUUGAAGAAGCCGUCAAAUAUCUGCUGAGUCUGCCUGAGGUUAAAGGUCCAGGCGUUGGCAUCAUUUCCAUCUCGAACGGUGGCUUUAUCGCUUUGGCCAUGGCAUCUUUCCUUGACAACAUCGCCGCCACUGUCUGGAUCAAUGGUUGCAUCUCCGCUAUUGUCAUCCCCUUGCGCUACAAAGACGUACACCUCCCUGCUCUCAGGCUUAUUUGGGAAAACCUCAAAGUACUCGAGUCUGGCCUUUUGGAUAUCAGCAGAGGUUUAGCCGAUCCACAAGAACACAAAGAGUCUCUGAUCCCCAUUGAACGCGCAACCAGCCAAUUCUUAUUCGCUGCUUCUGGAGACGACUACAACUGGGCCAGCGUCCCUUUUGCCAAACAAGCAGAGGCCACUUUGAAAAAGCACAACAAAAACACGUGUUCUGUGGUAGUGUAUCCCAAAGCGGGGCAUUUUCUGGAGAUGCCCCCCAUGCCCUUCUGCCCGUCGGCGGUGCACGCGGCGGUGGGGAAGGCGGUGUACUUCGGGGGGGAGGCCAAAGCCAACGCGGAGGCCCAGGUGGAUCUUUGGGAGCGGGUCCAGCAGUUUUUCAAAACUCACUUGGGGGCUGAGAAACCACUGAGUUCCAACUUGUGAUGUCGUGGUAAUGCAGGAAGUGCUCCACGGUGUUUUUAAACAUUCACUAGAAAAAUUUGAAUGAUUUCAGCUUGAAAAUGAUCGCUUCAUGACAUCACAAGGUGGAAGUGAGCAUUCUGAGCUUUGGAGAUGUAGAUAGACUAAUAAUAUAAAGGUGCUAUAUUAAACAGAAUUGACUUGUGAUGAAGGAAAUAGCGUAAUAUGGGCCCUAUAAAGCUCAGAGUGGAUUUUGCGUAAUAUUGGACAUUUAAAUACAGGGAUUCAUGAUGUGUUUCAGUGCGAAUACUGUUCGGUAUAAUUGUGGUGUGUUUAAUUAGUAAAUUGUAUAUCAUACUUUUUGAACAGUAAAUGAAAUUAAUCAGUACUCAAUACUGACUCUGAUACCACAAUGAUUGAUUAGUUAUUGCAUUUAUAUUGUGCCUUUCAGUGCUUUAAGGUGCACUGUUCUGUAAUUCCACACUUGGCAAAGUCAAUACUGUAUUUUCCGCACUAUAUGGCGCGCUGGAUUAUAAAGUGCACUGUCAUUGAAUGGUCUAUUUUCUAACUUUUUUCACAUAGAAACCGCACUGGACUGUAAGGAGCAUUAAACGCAACACAACAGUUAGAUAAGUCAGUCAAACUUUAUUUAACACGUUCACAAUAACUCUCAACUUUGUUCAUUUGUAACAUGUAAAAAAAAAUCCUGUCUGAGACUCUAGAUUGUUAGUGUGUUCACAAUAACUCAAUUGUUCAAACAGUUGGGCGAUUACAGCGUCCAGCACGCCCACAUCCCUCUCGUCAUUAUCCGAGUCAGUGUGGUUACUGUUACCUGGCAGUUCAGUGAUGAUUUCGGUGUUGGUGAAAGCUCAGACCGCAGGUGAUACUGAUCCUUAGCCCAGGCGUCCACGAUCCAUUGGCAGAUCGUGGCGUAAGUCGCUCGGCGCCGUCUCCCUGUCUUGGUGAAUGUGUGUUCGUCUUCUCUCAUCCACUGCUCCCACGCAGCUCGCACUUUAACUUUAUAACAGCCUUGAGUUUAAAGUCGGCGUUGUAAGCGUGUCUCGACAGGUGCAUUUUGAUAUUAAAAGGAAUCACAGUAUGUAUUACUCUGCGAUGCUCCUGACUACAGGAGCCGUAAUGCUGCAAGUGAUGUGGCUUUGUAGUUUACUAAAGUCGUACUAAGACACCCCAAUACAUUCAUAUAUAAAUCACUCUGGAUUAUAAGGCGCGCAGUCAUUUUUUGAUGAAAUUAAAGGCUUUUAAGUGCACCCUAUAGUGCAGAAAAUACAGUAAUUUAUUGUAACCUCUCUGUCCUGAGGCAGACUGAUGGAAGUGUGGCUGCCAAUCUGUGCCAUCAGCCCCUCUGACCGCCACCAUCACUCACGCACACACCAUUUGACAAUAAAAAGGCACUCUUUAGACAAUAGAAUACUCAUUUUCAACAUUAAGUAAUAAUUAAAUAAUAGUACUUUCUUUUCUAUUUCCAUGUGGCCUUUAUAUCUGUGUCAUCCCGCUGGUCCAGGUAGGUUCCACAGUGGUCCGUGGGUGUACACUAGUCUAUGUGCUCUUAUACUUGUUCUGAUACAACUCAAGACCAUUAUAAAGUUAUUCAAAAAAGGUUUCAGCACUAGCUUUAAUACAGACGAGUAUUUGACUUUUGAUAUUUUUGAAAACUCUAAAAUUUAACUGAAGAUGCAUUAUGUGCUUCCCUAGAAUGUUCCACAGUGGCACAGCAUGUACUUAUUUGAACUUAUUGUUAUUAUUGCUCAACAAGUUUGUAAAAACAUGGAUGCCUGUUUAAGAACUACCAGCUGUACAUGAAUCAGUAAUAUUGACAUCUGGUGGCUGCUGACUUCCACUACAUUAUUUUUCCAUAGCAAAAAUGUUGAAAAUGUCUUUAUCUUUACUUUUUACUCUUUUCUUCUUUACUAUUUACAACUUUUUUAAGUUUAAAUUUAAUCAAAUCCAAGUUGAAUGUGGUGUUAUUGCAUUAAAUUAGACACAAUUAACUCUUGUGAGAUUGUGACCGUGUUGUAAUGUUAUCUCCUCGGAAACAGACCUGGAGUUGUGUUUUGUUGCAUCCACACGUUUCACACAAACUCUGCACAUGUGGUAAAACAGGACGCGCUCCACUGUGUUUUUAAACGAUCAUUUCAGCCCUGGAAUUGCCAAUCUCUCCUGGAAAAAAGGUAAAAAGUAGCUCUUAACUUGAAACAUACAGUAGAACGGAGCAUUUUGAGCUCGACAAACUGAUAAAGGAUCACGCAAACAUGUGACAAUAAAACAAUACAACUCCCAGGUUUGUUUUCGAUGAGUUUUAACUUUGCUUCAACCUCACAACGAGAGUCAAUUUUGUGUAACAGCGCACCUUUAAGACUAUGAUUCCUAAUGAUAAACGCUCUCACUGUCA